Rosa rugosa (rugosa rose) is the source of this 876-nucleotide messenger RNA. Its product is annotated as protein DA1-like. Gene Ontology annotation, molecular function: ubiquitin binding. The transcript has a single exon. Bases 1 to 876 code for a protein of 291 amino acids. NCBI's taxonomy places the organism in Eukaryota, Viridiplantae, Streptophyta, Magnoliopsida, Rosales, Rosaceae. The record is from RefSeq and is a predicted model, not a curated record.
AUGGCUAAAUGUGAUGUUUGCGACAAAGAGUAUGAUAAAUUGAUUGAUGAUGAAUUUUGGGAUCAAAGAGUGUGUGAGAAACAUGAAUCCGAUGGGACUCCGAGAUGUUAUACUUGUUUCAAAUUUCUUAAAGAAACAAAAUAUUUGGACCUUACUGAUGGUCGAAAACUUUGCUCAGAUUGUUCUUCCAUUGCUAUCAUUGACCCAAAGGAAUGCAAGCCCCUCAUUCAAUACGUGCACGAAUUCUACAGAAGUUUAAACCUCAAAACGGAUGAAGACAUUCGUGUUUUAUUGUUGGACAAGAAUGCUAUGCUCAAAUUCAAAUCUCCUGUUGAUAACAUGAGGGGUACAGUAUGGUAUAGUUUUGGCGGUUUGCGUGCUUUAGUGAGGAUUAAAAAAUGUUCAAAAAUUGAAGGAAGUAUUGAAGUGGAGAGAAAACUGGAGAUGUUAAGACGUCCUCAUAAGUUAACUGCGCGGCGAAGAAGUUCAGGCAAUAUAGAAGCAUUGAUAGUUUUGUUUGGGAUGGCGAAUGUAGACAUGGGUGCAACAGUGGCACAUGAGAUGAUGCAUGCGUGGUUGUACACUGCUGGUGUUACGGGAUUAGAAGAAAGGGUUGAAGAAGGUUUUUGUGAGUUAAUGUCAUACAUGUGGAUGGAGUGGUUUUGUUCCAGUCGUGUUGACUCCUUGUACAAGACCAAUGAGCAAGUUCAGUAUUCAAGAAAAUUGAAAGACCUUCUAUCGAGUUCUAUGGAAUACAGUGAAGACGAAAUUUAUGGCCAAGGGUUUAGAGAUGCUAGAACGGCUGUUAGCAAAUUUGGCCUUAGAACUGUACUAGACCAUAUCGUGAAAAAGAGAUGUCUCCCUUAUGAAGGUUAA